CGAAUCAUCGAACCCGGACAGGCUGCAGAGCCCCAAAAAGCCCCCACAACCGCAUCUGCUUUCGUUACGGGCGAGUCCUCCAAAUAGGCAACAUAACCUAGUGGAAUUACGCUUGAAAUUCAACAGCACUAUUUAGAAGUUUAAUUGCUGUCCGCUAUGUCGAACUGUGUGCGCUCGGGGGCCUCUGGAAUUCUUUCGUUUGUUUUUUGUCAACCCAAAUUUUCAGCGUGAACGCGCGCUCUUACUCUGGCCUUUAUGUUUGGCUAUUUGUUGCUACAUCGUUUUCAGAGAAGGGAGUAGGCUGCACAUUUUCUUCCUCUUGCUACUUUUAGAUGAAAAAAGAAAUUAAACACAACGAAGAAGUACAUUUUUUGGGCGAGACUUGGCUUGAAUCACGAUGCUGAGGGACGGAUGUGUGACUUCUGAUCUGGAAUUUCUCCCCAGCCCCCUCAGGGCUUAGCGAAACACAGAAUGCUCUCCGAUUAAGGGAGCGGUCGGACAAGUCGUUCAACUGAGACACGGAAACCGCCAAAGGAGAGAGCGGGGAGAAUACGAGUACGGAUAAUAUUUCAGAACAACUGCGACGAAGCUUGUGGGAUAAUGAGUAAAUCGCAACAACAACUGCGCACUGGAACUCGGAAUUGAUUGCCACGUGAAUUAUCUAGCCUACAUUAGGCUACGGGCUCCACAGGUCAGUGCAGCAUGCAGUAGCAGGCGCAUGCAGUGGGACCAGUGAGAGAGAGAGAGAGAGAGCGAGUGAGGGCAAGCGAGUGAAAGACUGCAGGCCGGAUGGCGCUCUUCAAGCUGCAGAAUGUGGAGGACUUCUAUGAGAUCGGACAGGUGCUGGGCAGUGGGCACUUUGGGCAGGUGCGGGAGGUGCUGGAGCGGGCCACGGGCGUGCGGUGGGCUGGCAAGUUCCUGAAGCUGCGAAAGAACGCCAGCAGCAGGCUGGGGAUCGAGAGGAAGAGCGUGGAGAGGGAGGUGGAGAUCCUGCAGGCCCUGCAGCACAGAAACAUCAUGGCCCUCAAGGACGUGUUCGAGAGCAGAGCGGAGGUGGUGCUCAUCGUGGAGCUUAUCAGUGGGGGGGAGCUGUUCGACUUCAUUGCGGAGAAGGAGGCUCUGACAGAGAACGAGGCGAUUGAGUUCAUCAAGCAGAUCCUGGAGGGGGUGGGAUUCAUGCACAGCAAGCGUAUCGCCCAUUUUGACCUCAAGCCGGAAAACAUGAUGUUGUUGGACAAGGAAGCAGAGCACCCACACAUCAAGAUCAUCGAUUUUGGACUGGCCCACUGCUUUACCCCUGGGGAGGUGUACCAGAGCCUGUGUGGCACCCCCCAAUACAUUGCUCCUGAAGUAAUAAACUACGAGCCCCUAGGUUUUUCAGCGGACAUGUGGAGCAUAGGUGUAAUCACCUACAUUCUGCUGAGUGGUAUGUCCCCCUUCCAAGGAGAUUCAGAUGAGGAGACGCUAAGAAACAUUGUGGAGAUGAAAUAUGAGUUUGAUGACCAGUAUUUUAGCCAGACCAGCGCCAUGGCCAAAGACUUCAUUCAGAAGCUGCUGGUGAAAGAUCCAGUUGAGAGAAUGACAUCAGAGGAAUGUCUGCUACAUCCCUGGAUCAAGCCACUCACACGAAAGCAGAAAGCCAACAGAAGUCGCUCGUCAAUCAACAUGAAGAACUUUAAGAAGUUCAAUGCCAAGAGGAAGUGGAAGAUGUCCUAUAACAUGGUGUCGGCCUGUAAUCGGUUCUGUCGGCUGAGGCUGCUGUGUAAGACCAGUGCUUCUCAGGACCAGGAGCUGAGACAGUGUGAGAGUGACCAGGAGGACACUGAAACCAAGCCCGCCUCCCUCAUCCGUCGCAGACUCAGUAGCAGCUCAUAAAGGUGUCCACAAGGGGGCGAUAAAUCUCCAAAUGGGCUUCCUCUCAACACAGCAAUGCAGGUCUCCCAUUGUACUGUCCAACAAUGGGUAAAGGACUGCCUGAAAGAUAAGGGGGGAAACAUUUAAUAUUUUCAAAAAUUUACCAUUAUGCUGUUUUUUUUCUUGUGUGAUAUUAAGGGUGAUAUUUAUGCAGAGUGGUCACUAACAUUACCUAGAUAGAGAACAGCUAGUCCCUGGUGCUGAGAAAUUAAUGUUGUAUAUAUGACCAUCCUCUAAUUCAGUGGAACAUUUCUUCAAUUGAAUUUUCAGUCAGAUCUGGUUCUGCUUUGGGAAAAAUAGCUUUUCUGCACACAAAGCAUCAUUAAAGGAUAUUAAAACAAUGACUUUAGAAUAUUGUGGCAGUUGUAACAGCUAAGUAAUAUGUUUAAACUGCAUAUCUGUAUUUAAAAAAACAACAUUAUCAAGCCAGCAUUUUGUAGACAAUUUUUAAUUUUGUGUUUCUUAUUACUGUCUAGAAUACCUACUGUAUCAGACUACAGUAAGAGUUGAUUUUAUUCUCUGAAAUUCAUGAACAUCCCAGAACAUCAUUGCACACUCACUGAAGUUUCCACAUUAUGGCCAGCAACCAUCUGAAGCAUGAGAAGGCAGUGCAGUUUUAUAAUCUCAGCUUCUCUGCUUUGGCAUGUCAUUUAAUGCAUACUUAACAAUGUUUACACUAGGAGUGUUCAUAUUUUUGUUUUAAAGUUACUUGAAGUGAAGUUACUUGAAACUUUCAUGUAGUAAAGUUGAUAGUGCUGGGGUUUAGGUCAUUGAAUGAACUUAAGCUCAAUCUCUUUCAAAAGGAGACUCAUUCAAUCAACAGAAAUGGAUAAAUGAAUGUACAGAGCUGCGCGCGUGUGUGCGUGCGUGCGUGUGUGCGUGUGUGCGUGUGUGUGUGUGUGUUGGGUUGGAGAGCAGUUCAGUGGAUCCAAGUAUAAGUCACAUCCCUUAUGGAAAUUUAAUAUACUGCAUAAUGAAAUUGUAUUAUCAAGAAAAGAAACAAUUCACAAUAGAUGGGCAACUGUAGAUAUGAUUGCCCCUUUCAGAUUCUGCAUUAUAUUUUAUAAAAGUAGAAUUCUGUGAAAUAUAUUUAUGAUUAUAUGAUUAUAUUAUGAUUAUAAGGCCACAUAUUUACAAUAUAUUGCAAUGUAUUCCGUUUCCAUGAAGGAUUACAUCAUUAUUUACGCCUGCUGGAUUACAUGCUAUAGCUUUUGGGUUUUGCAUACUAAGUUGUCUAUGCAGUUGAGCAAUGUGACACUUGCAGUAUUGAAGUACCUGGUUUAAGGACAUGCUGAUGCUCAACCAGGAAGCUGUACAGUCCUCUGGCUCUGUAUCUCUUCAGUACCACUGUAUGCCACAUUUGUCUCCCAUGCCUCCACUCGUGCCUACGUUUUUUAACCUUAGGCGGGCUCACGGGUACAGGCAGGGGCGUCGUAGUGGGGGGAAAAGUGGGACCGACUACCCAGGGCCCGAAUGGGGGGAGGGCCCUCGAAAAGCCUGGAAUGAUGCGUGAGAGACAUGGAUCAAGAGAGGAAGGGGGCCCACAGAGACUGCUUAUGUAUAGGGCCCAGAAUUUUGUGCUACACCCCUGGGUACAGGUCUUUUUUCCCUAUAAUUUAAUGUAUAAUAUCCCUCUAAAGUUCAGCUUGAACCAUGACAAAGCUGUAAGGACAUGGAGGUAAGUUCAGCUCAGUGAACUGAAGGAAUGGGAGAACUGCUAAGGUAGUAUAUGGUGAUAUUGAAGUGCAAUAAGCUGUUUUGUUUUUUUUUUUCAUUUUUGGUAACCAGUACAUUACAGGAUUUCAAAAUGUUGAAGACACAAGAGGUGCACAGCAUUUCCAAAUGUCCCCCUGUUUUUUAAAAAUGUAGUUUUUUAGUGUGUAUUUUUAACAUUAUUGUUUGAUGUGCCAUUUGUGUGCAUUACAAGUAGUUACAGCAAUUGCAAUUUUACAAAUGUGUGCAUUGUGUGAGGUCCAAUAAAUAAUUUCUUGUAAA
Molecule: messenger RNA, 3909 nt
Organism: Anguilla rostrata (American eel)
Lineage: Eukaryota; Metazoa; Chordata; Actinopteri; Anguilliformes; Anguillidae
Product: death-associated protein kinase 2-like
Exons: 13
Coding region: 790-1875 (361 amino acids)
Biological process (GO): protein phosphorylation; intracellular signal transduction; positive regulation of apoptotic process
Cellular component (GO): nucleus; cytoplasm
Molecular function (GO): ATP binding; protein serine/threonine kinase activity
Source: RefSeq, a predicted model, not a curated record